AUGUCUCAACCGACAGACGAAGUUGUCCAAGUCGCAGACGCGACAGAAACAACAAACCACAACGCACGCGCGCCCUCGCCAGAAGACAUGGACGAUGAAGAAUUCUGUGGCACCUCUAUCCACGCUUCACUGUCAACUCUCCUAUUUAGCGAUAAGUUCGCGGAUAUGACUAUCAAAUGUAAGGAACGCGAAUUUAGCGCUCAUCGAGCUAUUGUCUGCUCGCAGUCCAGCUUUUUCGACAAGGCCAUGAGUAGCAACUUCAAGGAGGCUAUGGCGCAAACUAUUGAACUGCAUGAAGAUGAUCCAGAUAUCGUGGAACGGUUUCUCGAGUUCCUCUACACAGGAAAUUAUACUGAUUCGGUCAUCCCGACCUUGGACAUACCAUCUGCUGAGGCCAUGAUGGAUCCUACAACUGUUCGACAGAACUUGCGGGAACCAGCAUAUGAUUAUGAAGUCCCUGCGUCUGACAAUGCACUGUUUGAUGAACCCGAUGAAGAGUGGCAGCCUUCGGCCGAGGAAGCAGAUGAACCAGAGGAGGAGUACAGAGAGGACCCAAUCGACGAGGAAAGCUCUGCAGACGGCGAUGGACACGGUGACCAAGAGGGCGAUGCCAAGGUGAUGACAAUGAAGGACAUUGCCCUCUUACCUAGGGAAGAAGGGUUAAAGCUACUCGCACGUCUACGCAACGACAUGACAUUGCCUCUCCGGCUUUAUGCCAUGGCAGACGUGUACGACGUGCCGGCGCUCCAACUCCUUACUCGCGACCGCUUCUACCGAGCUGCCGAGCUUUAUUGGGAAGAGGCCGAGUGCUUCCCGGAUAUUGUGGACGAACUGUACGAGACAACGCCGCCUGGCGACACAGCGAUGCGUGAGAUUGUUUGCCGCCUCGUGGGUGCAAGGAUCCUGGACCACAAGGUUAGGGAAAAGAUGAGGCCUGUGAUGACGAAGCAUGGGGAAUUCGCCGUCAGUGUGAUGGAGUAUGCGAUUCGCUCGAGAGCCUUUGCUACAAAACAUUAG
Molecule: messenger RNA, 1017 nt
Organism: Fusarium graminearum PH-1
Lineage: Eukaryota; Fungi; Ascomycota; Sordariomycetes; Hypocreales; Nectriaceae
Exons: 2
Coding region: 1-1017 (338 amino acids)
Molecular function (GO): protein binding
Source: RefSeq, a predicted model, not a curated record